Nannochloropsis gaditana CCMP526 is the source of this 1687-nucleotide messenger RNA. RefSeq names its product calreticulin (gene CALR). Gene Ontology annotation, molecular function: calcium ion binding. The annotation marks the transcript as partial. Gene Ontology annotation, cellular component: endoplasmic reticulum; endoplasmic reticulum membrane. The transcript has a single exon. Gene Ontology annotation, biological process: protein folding. The record is from RefSeq and is a predicted model, not a curated record.
ACAGGCAUCUUCUUUAUCUGUUUUCCGGUUCGCAAGCAAAAAUGAUUAGUCGUGGAUUGCUUGCCGUAGGCCUACUGACAGCUUCGACUUCUGCAACGGUGUAUUUCACAGAGAAUUUCGACGAUAAAUGGGAGAGCCGGUGGGUGGUGCCCAGCAAGUGGAAGGCAGCUGAGGAGAUUGGUGAAUGGGCCCACACUGCAGGAGAGUGGUUCGGAGACGCCGCGGACAAGGGCAUCAAAACCUCCCAGGACGCCCGCUUCUACGGGCUGUCCGCCAAGCUGGCCAAACCCUUCUCGAAUGAAGGCAAGGACCUGGUCUUGCAGUACGUGGUGAAGCACGAGCAGCGUUUGGACUGCGGAGGCGCCUACAUUAAAUUGCUGGGACCUGAGCUCGACCAGGCUUCCUUCGGGGGCGACACCCCUUACCAGAUCAUGUUUGGGCCCGACGUGUGCGGAUCCACCAAGCGCACGCAUGUGAUUUUUAACUACCCCGAGGCGAAGGGCGAGGACAAGAACCUACUGAUCAAGACGGACGUGCCCACCCGCACGGACCAACUCAGCCACCUGUACACCCUGCACAUCAUGGCUGCCAACAACUCCUUCAACGUCUUGAUCGACGGUGAGUCCGUGCGUGAGGGCUCCCUGGAGGAGUCCUGGGACUUCCGGCCCCCCAAGACCAUCCCCGACCCUGAGCAGAGCAAGCCGGCGGACUGGGUGGACGAGGAGAUGAUGGCGGAUCCCGCGGACGUCAAGCCGGAGGGGUACGACGACAUCCCUGCCACCCUGCCCGAUUCGGAGGCCGUCCAGCCCGAGGACUGGGACGAGGAGGAGGACGGCGUCUGGGAGGCGCCCAUGGUGGACAAUCCCGACUACAAGGGCCCCUGGUCCCCCAAGAUGAUCCCCAACCCGGACUACAAGGGCGCAUGGGAACACCCGCACAUUCCUAACCCCGAAUACUCGCCCGACCCCAAGCUGCACGCCCGUGCCACGGAGGUGACGGCCGUCGGCUUCGAGCUUUGGCAGGUGAAAUCGGGCACCAUGUUCGACGACAUCAUCCUGACAGAUUCGCUGGAUGAGGCCACCGAAUACGCCAAGGAGACCUUCUGGAAGAAGCAGGAGGGCGAGAAGGCCAUGUUUGAGAAGGCUGAAGAAGAACGAGUGGAGAAGGAGAAGGCGGAGCGUGAGGAGAUGAAGAAGAAGGCGGAAGAGAACGGGGAACCCUUCGAAGAGGGGGACAGCCCAUUCUCUGUCUCCGACAUGGAAAUCACAGAGGACGAGGACGAGGAUGAUGAGGACUGGGAGGAUGAGGAGGAAGAGGAUGACGAGAACUCCUUUACCAUGGAGCUCUAAGAGCGAAAUGACUUUUCUCUCAGUGUAAACUCCUGAUUUUCUCGUGGUCGUCUUGUGGGAGGUAGCAUCUCGAGGUUUGUCGCAAAUUAUGAGUGUGCGCCUCCUUUAUGAGGCAUGAAAGCUGUUUUGUUACGAAAUGAUGCGAUGAGUGGCGCGCCGUAGACACCAGGAAAAUGUGAGUUUUCUGCUUAAAGCGAGAACCGAUUGCAUCAGCCAUCACAAAGCCCGAGCGUGGCUCCCUCCUCUCGCCUCGGAGGAUGCCGGGGAAGAGGAUUGCAGUCGUUUUCAGGGUUAUCAGGGCUUAAUGUCAAUCAUAGAAUUAAAAUGAAACCCGAAAA